Molecule: messenger RNA, 3030 nt
Organism: Aspergillus piperis CBS 112811
Lineage: Eukaryota; Fungi; Ascomycota; Eurotiomycetes; Eurotiales; Aspergillaceae
Product: putative differentiation regulator (Nrd1)
Exons: 1
Coding region: 391-2892 (833 amino acids)
Biological process (GO): mRNA splicing, via spliceosome
Cellular component (GO): cytoplasmic stress granule
Molecular function (GO): mRNA binding
Source: RefSeq, a predicted model, not a curated record
GUCUCCGUUUCCACCAACUCAACCAUUCAUUGUCCAUGCACAUUCCAAUUGACUAGCGGGAUCCCUUCUAGACACGUCUUUAUUGGCAGUCUUUCUGCUCCGUGCUCUUUGCCGUCCUUCCUGCUCUUCUUUCUCAGUUUGGUUACCCUCAUUCUGGCCUCUCCAGGUCUCUGUUUUCUUCCUUAUUUUCCCCCUUCUCUUUUCGGGGGUGAUCAUCGGGCCCGGCCUUUUUUCCCUCUCUCCUGGCCAUUCCUACCGUGUUGAUUGCCUAGUACGUCCUCUCCCCCUUGACUAAGUGAUAUCGUUAAUUUCCAUCGACCACGAACUCAUCUUAAUCCGUUUUCCUUCAUUAGGGGGACAAUUGUGUCCUACUCGCUCCCUUCCCUCGCCAUGCAAACCUCCGAUGCAAGCAUUCCGAGUCGUCUGAUCCCUUCCAAGUUUUCCCACCUCAACGCGGACAGCACCGGCUUCUCUCACGGAGCAUACGCCUCCAACAAUAUUCCCCUGCAGGGCCUAACGGACCGGAACGCUCGUCGAGCCAAUAUCCCUGCGAUUAAUACCUCUGCUCCCGUCUCGGACAACAUGGCCGCCUCUGGCGCCGCGUUUGACAUGAACUUCACUCCCCUGCUACCUUCUCAGCUGCUGCUUGGUAGCCCCUUUCAGCCGGGUACUCCUUCUGCAUUCGCUUCGCCUCAAUUCGCCAAUUUCGGCGGCUUUCCUCAAACGAAUGCCUCAUCACAUGCCCAGAAUCAUCAGAGUCACCAUCAGCUCGGAAGUCCAACCCAGCCCUCGCAGAAUGCUGGCCUAUAUUCUAGUAUGAUGUCGACGGAUGGUAUAGGUAAUUCUCAAAUGCUGGGAGCUCCUCAGUCUCCUGUUGGUGGGAUGGGACCACUGGGCAACGCAGGGUACGGAAGUCCCGCUGCCUCGGUGACCCCUGGCUUGCUUUCGGGUACGAGCCGAACCGUAUACCUAGGCAACAUCCCGGCAGAAACCUCCGCAGAAGAGAUCUUGAACCAUGUUCGAAGCGGUCAAAUCGAGUCGGUUCGUUUGCUUCCUGAUAAGAACUGUGCUUUCAUCUCCUUCCUGGACAGCAACUCCGCAACCCACUUUCACUCGGAUGCAAUCUUGAAGAAGCUUGCCAUCAAGGGGAAUGACAUUAAGGUGGGUUGGGGCAAACCCUCCCAGGUGCCUACUUCGGUCGCUUUGGCUGUGCAGCAGUCCGGCGCAUCGCGGAAUGUAUACCUGGGCAACCUGUCGGAGGACAUGACAGAAGAGGAACUGCGGGAGGAGCUAGGAAAAUUCGGGCCUAUCGAUACCGUCAAGAUCGUCAAGGAGAAGGCGAUUGGAUUCGUCCACUUCUUGUCCAUCAGCAACGCGAUGAAGGCUGUUUCUCAACUUCCUCAGGAGGCUAAGUGGCAGGCACCCAGGCGCGUGUUCUACGGCAAAGAUCGGUGCGCUUAUGUUUCCAAAACACAGCAGCAAAAUGCAGCUCAGUUCCUGGGUAUUGCCCCUGGUUAUGCACACAUCCUCAAUUCGGCGGACCGUGAUUUGAUCACCAACGCACUCGCUCAGCAAUCUGUGGCCGCCGCAGCUGUGGCCACCACAGCCGGCGGAGUCAACAACUUGGGCAACCGGACCAUCUAUUUGGGCAACAUUCACCCCGAAACGACUAUCGAGGAGAUUUGCAACGUUGUACGUGGUGGUUUGCUGCAUCAUAUUCGCUAUAUUCCCGAUAAGCAUAUUUGCUUUGUUACUUUCAUUGAUCCUACGUCAGCCGCAUCAUUCUACGCCUUGAGCAACCUGCAGGGCCUCAUGAUUCAUAACCGUCGUCUGAAGAUUGGCUGGGGUAAGCAUUCCGGUCCUCUUCCGCCAGCUAUCGCCCUGGCCGUGAGUGGCGGUGCUUCUCGUAAUGUCUAUGUCGGUAAUCUUGAUGAGACCUGGUCGGAGGAGCGCCUUCGCCAAGACUUCUCCGAAUAUGGAGAGAUCGAGCUUGUCAACACGCUCCGUGAAAAGAGCUGCGCAUUUGUCAAUUUCACCAACAUCGCCAAUGCCAUCAAGGCGAUUGAAGGGAUGCGGAACCGCGACGAAUACAAGCGAUUCAAGAUCAACUUUGGCAAGGAUCGCUGCGGAAACCCCCCGCGUCAAGCUGGUAAUGGAGGUCCGCAGGGUCGUAAUGGGUCCGGGUUUGAGGGACCUCAGUCACCUUCUCCAGCCUUGAAUGGCUUCCAGCAGAACCUAAGCCAAUCUGGCUCGGGCUCUAGCCCGACUCAUCCUGCGCUGUCUCCUGCCCCAGGGUCUACGGGUUCUCAGAAUGGUCAGCACCACAGGCAUCCCCUGCAGACCGUCUCAUCCCCGUCUGGCAUUCUGAAUGUCGGUGCAAACAAUCCUUUGACGAUGUACCUCAACCAAAUGUCCGCCCAGCAAGCUCAGGAGCAGGAAAACCGGCUGAAUGACCCCAUGACCUUAGCUGGUCUCCAGUCCCAGCCUCAACCGCCACAACAGCAGUCGCUCUACAAUGGCGCGAGCACUGGUGAGCUUUCCAACGGCAGCAUCGAGGCCCCGUUGCACCAACACAAGCCGUCGACCAACGGAUUCUUGAAUGUAACCAACGGCUCUACGGGCCCCGGCCACCAUGCUACUGCUAGCACCAGCAGCCUGAAUGUGCCACGGGCGCAACAUUCCCGGGCCGUGAGUUUGCCAUCGUUUUCUCAGGAGCCUUUCGGGUCUGUUUCGAGCCAGCCUCCCCGUUCCGGAAUUGCUCAUCAGCCGCAAAGCAGCUUUUCAAGCUUCACCUCUGCUCUAGGCGGUCUCAGCCAUGCCGGCUUCGGGUUGGCCAUCCAGAACGAGAGUUCGCUGCCCGGCUGGGCUGAGGAGGAGAUUGGAGCUAAAUAAUUGCACCCUGCCGCUGCAAGGGUGAUGCCCGCUAUUCCACUUGAUGAGCAUAGCCAUUCUUCUUCUGCGUUCUGUUCCACCUAUAUUGCUUUGCCACUUGGCUAAUUCCUUCGAUGUCUCCAUUCUGAUUUCUUUCUU